Orycteropus afer afer is the source of this 1941-nucleotide messenger RNA. RefSeq names its product galactosidase beta 1 like (gene GLB1L). Gene Ontology annotation, molecular function: beta-galactosidase activity. The record is from RefSeq and is a predicted model, not a curated record. Lineage: Eukaryota; Metazoa; Chordata; Mammalia; Tubulidentata; Orycteropodidae. The coding region runs from base 1 to 1941 and encodes 646 amino acids. The transcript has 16 exons. Gene Ontology annotation, cellular component: vacuole. Gene Ontology annotation, biological process: carbohydrate metabolic process.
AUGGCUUCCAAGAGGCCGUCCUGCCUUCCCUCUCUGCUGCUGCUGCUCCUGAGGCUACUGCUGCACCAGGCAAACAGUCGGUCUUUCGUAGUGGAUCGGGACCAUGACAGAUUCCUCCUGGACGGGGUUCCGUUCCGCUAUGUAUCUGGCAGCGUGCACUACUUCCGGGUACCGAGGGUGCUUUGGGCAGACCGGCUUCUCAAGAUGCGAAUGAGCGGCCUUAACGCCAUACAGUUUUACGUGCCCUGGAACUACCAUGAGCCAGAGCCUGGGGUCUAUAACUUUAACGGCAGCCGGGACCUCAUUGCAUUUCUGAAUGAGGCAAAUAAGGCGAACUUGUUGGUCAUCCUGAGACCAGGACCUUACAUCUGUGCGGAGUGGGAGAUGGGGGGUCUCCCAUCCUGGUUGCUUCGAAACCCUGAAAUUCAUCUAAGAACCUCAGAUCCAGACUUCCUUGCUGCAGUGGACUCCUGGUUCAAGGUCUUGCUGCCCAAGAUAUAUCCAUGGCUGUACCACAAUGGGGGAAACAUCAUUAGCAUUCAGGUGGAGAAUGAAUACGGUAGCUAUAAGGCCUGUGAUUUCAGCUACAUGAGGCACCUGGCUGGGCUCUUUCGUGCACUGCUAGGAGACAAGAUCUUGCUCUUCACCACAGAUGGGCCUGAAGGACUCAAAUGUGGCACCCUCCAGGGACUCUAUACCACUGUAGAUUUUGGCCCAGCUGACAACAUGACCAAAAUUUUUACCCUGCUUCGGAAGUACGAACCCCGUGGGCCAUUGGUGAACUCUGAGUACUACACAGGCUGGCUGGAUUACUGGGGCCAGAAUCAUUCCACACGGUCUGUUCAAGCUGUAAUCAAGGGCCUAGAGAACAUGCUGAAGUUGGGAGCCAGUGUGAACAUGUAUAUGUUCCAUGGAGGUACCAACUUUGGAUACUGGAAUGGUGCUGAUGAGAAGGGGCACUUCCUUCCAAUUACUACCAGUUAUGACUACGAUGCACCCCUCUCUGAAGCAGGAGACCCCACACCUAAGCUUUUUGCUCUUCGAAAUGUCAUCAGCAAGUUCCAGGAAAUUCCUUUGGGACCAUUACCUCCCCCCAGCACCAAGAUGAGACUUGGACCUUUGACUCUGUACUUGGAUGGAAGUUUGCUGGCUUUCCUAAACUUUCUAUGCCCCCAAGGGCCCAUCCGUUCAAUCUUGCCAAUGACUUUUGAGGCUGUCAAGCAGGACCAUGGCUUUAUGUUGUACCGGACCCAUCUAGUUGACACUUUUACAGAGCCAACAUCCUUCUGGGUGCCGAACAACGGACUCCAUGACCGUGCCUACGUGAUGGUGAAUGGGGUUUUCCAGGGUGUGUUGGAACGCAACAUAAAACACAGACUAUUUCUGAUGGGGAAAAUGGGGGACAAACUGGAUGUCUUAGUGGAAAACAUGGGGAGGCUCAGUUUCGGGUCUAACAGCAGUGACUUCAAGGGCCUGUUGGAGCCACCACUUCUGGGGCACAGAGUCCUUACCCAGUGGUUCAUAUUCCCUCUGAAAAUUGAUAACCUUGUAAAGUGGUGGUUUCCUGUCCAUUUGCCGAAAAGGUUACCACCUCCAACUCCUUCCGGCCCCACCUUCUACUCUGCGACAUUUCCAAUUUUAGGCUCAGUUGGGGACACAUUUCUGUCUCUACCUGGAUGGUCCAAGGGCCAAGUCUGGAUCAAUGGGUUUAACUUGGGCCGGUACUGGACUAAGAGAGGGCCACAACAGACCCUAUAUGUGCCAAGACCCCUGCUGUUUCCUAGCGGAACCUUCAACAAAAUCACAUUGCUGGAGCUAGAAAAUGUGCCUUCCCAGCCUCAAAUCCAAUUUCUGGACAGUCCUAUUCUCAAUAGCACCUUGUAUAGGAUAUACCUUAAUUCCCUCUCAGCUGAUAAACUAAUGGAGUUAAGUGGGCACUGA